Microsporum canis CBS 113480 is the source of this 747-nucleotide messenger RNA. RefSeq lists its product as hypothetical. Gene Ontology annotation, cellular component: signal peptidase complex; membrane. The record is from RefSeq and is a predicted model, not a curated record. The transcript is spliced from 3 exons. The coding region runs from base 1 to 747 and encodes 248 amino acids. Gene Ontology annotation, biological process: protein targeting to ER. Lineage: Eukaryota; Fungi; Ascomycota; Eurotiomycetes; Onygenales; Arthrodermataceae.
AUGCAUUCGGUUACUACUCGAUUUCAGGGUGUCUUUGGAUACCUGACUACAGUUGCGCUUGUGUUGGGUGCAGUUAUUGCGGCUUCAGUUUUUCUCCAUCCCGCGGAUCCCACAACCAGCAUAAAGCUCUCGAAUGUACAAGUAGUUAAGGGACGACCUCACUACUACGCUUCGAGACGAGAGGAAUACGCGCAAAUCAAAUUCGAUUUGGAAGCCGAUUUAACCUCCCUCUUCAACUUCAAUACGAAGCAAGUCUUCGUCUACGUCCUGGCCGCAUACCCAUCUGCCUCCAACCAAUCGGUAACCACUGAAGCAGUGAUAUGGGAUAAAAUUAUUCCAGCUUCUGUAUCACCGUACUCUCUAGCAUCUCUAAAGUCUCAGUUCCUCCCAGACACAAAAGCCUCGAAAACCAAACGAAAGACCCCAAAGAACAAGAACAAGUUGAAAGAAAACGAGAAUGAUGUACCUGGCAAAUUGAAGCUCCGAAAUCAAAAACCAAAAUAUCAGAUUACUGAUAUCUCGGGUUCUAUAGCGGAGAGGGAGGGAGUGCAACUGAUUGUUGGAUGGAAUGUUCAGCCCUGGAUAGGCGCAUUGCAGUGGAGUGAGAAUACGAAUAUGAAGAAAAAUGUUGGUGGCAUUUUUGGAAGAAUCUUCCUACUGAAUGCCGGCCCUAAGGGUGCACUUAGCGGGAGAAGUGAGCCUUUUAAUUUCCCGGCUUUGAAGAAGCCAAAGCCAGCUACCCCUUGA